ACAUGAACCGAAAGAAAUUGCAGAAGUUGACGGACCACUUAACUAAAAAUUGCAAGCACUUUAAUAAAUCUGAAGUGACAUGUCUCAUAAAGCUUUUCUAUAACUUGGUUGGAGAUGUAGCAGAGCGACCAGUUGCAGUUGUUGGACUAGAUCGUAACGCAUUUCGGAACAUCCUACAUGUAACAUUUGGAAUGACAGAUGACAUGAUUAUGGACAGAGUAUUCCGAACUUUUGAUAAAGACAAUGACGGCUGUAUAAAUGUAUCGGAGUGGGUUAAUGGAUUAACCGUGUUUCUUCGAGGAUCCUUAGGUGAAAAAAUGAAAUAUUGCUUUGAAGUAUUUGACUUGAAUGGGGACGGCUUCAUUUCAAAGGAGGAAAUGUUCCACAUGUUAAAGAACAGCCUUCUGAAACAACCAUCAGAGGAAGACCCAGAUGAAGGAAUUAAAGAUUUGGUUGAAAUAACACUUAAGAAAAUGGAUUAUGACCAUGAUGGGAAGCUAUCUUUUGCAGACUAUGAAAAAGCUGUGAGAGAAGAGACUCUUCUGUUGGAAGCCUUUGGACCAUGUCUACCUGAUCCAAAGAGUCAGAUGGAGUUUGAAAGUCAAGUAUUCAAAGAUCCAACCGAUUUCAGUGAUAUGUGA
Molecule: messenger RNA, 641 nt
Organism: Marmota flaviventris (yellow-bellied marmot)
Lineage: Eukaryota; Metazoa; Chordata; Mammalia; Rodentia; Sciuridae
Gene: Clxn
Product: calaxin
Molecular function (GO): calcium ion binding
Source: RefSeq, a predicted model, not a curated record